Molecule: messenger RNA, 1614 nt
Organism: Owenia fusiformis
Lineage: Eukaryota; Metazoa; Annelida; Polychaeta; Sabellida; Oweniidae
Source: the annotation of a GenBank genome assembly
GCUUUCAACCGGCAAAAUGGCGACCAGCGACAGAGAGAAGGUCCUCGGUGACUACCGAAAGAAACUGGUAGAACACAAAGAAUUGGAAGCUAGGUUAAAAGAAAUGCGAGAUCAACUAAAAGAACUCACAAAGCAAUAUGACAAAUCUGAGAAUGAUCUUAAAGCCUUGCAGAGUGUUGGACAGAUCGUUGGAGAAGUCCUCAAACAACUAACUGAAGACAAGUUUAUAGUGAAGGCGACCAAUGGGCCUCGUUAUGUAGUAGGCUGUAGGAGACAGCUGGACAAGACAAAGCUGAAGGCAGGCACUAGAGUAGCUCUCGAUAUGACAACUCUCACCAUCAUGAGGUAUCUCCCCCGUGAAGUAGAUCCACUAGUCUACAAUAUGCAGGCCGAAGACCCAGGAAACAUAAGCUACUCCUCAGUUGGAGGUUUAGGAGAACAAAUCCGAGAACUGAGGGAGGUGAUAGAACUGCCAUUGUUGAACCCUGAGCUGUUCCAACGUGUAGGCAUCACCCCUCCUAAAGGCUGUCUCCUCUAUGGUCCACCAGGGACAGGAAAGACCUUGUUAGCAAAGGCUGUUGCAUCACAAUUAGAUGCUAAUUUCUUAAAGGUAGUUUCAAGUGCUAUCGUAGACAAAUACAUCGGAGAGAGUGCUAGGCUGAUUAGAGAAAUGUUUGGAUUUGCAAGAGAUCACGAACCAUGUAUCAUAUUUAUGGACGAGAUAGAUGCAAUUGGUGGUAGAAGGUUCUCUGAAGGCACAUCUGCUGAUAGGGAGAUACAGAGAACACUUAUGGAGUUGCUGAACCAGAUGGAUGGCUUUGACACACUAGGCAAGGUAAAGAUGAUCAUGGCCACCAACAGACCAGAUACCCUGGAUCCUGCCCUUCUCAGACCUGGUAGAAUAGACAGAAAAAUAGAAAUUCCACUUCCAAAUGAACAAGCUAGAAUGGAUAUUUUAAAAAUACACGCCCAACCAAUAGCCAAACACGGGGAAAUAGAUUGGGAAGCUGUGGUGAAGCUAUCAGAUGACUUCAAUGGAGCAGAUCUCAGAAAUGUGUGCACAGAAGCAGGUAUGUUUGCGAUCCGAGCUGAAAGGGACUUUGUCAUCGAAGAAGAUUUUAUGAAAGCUGUGAGAAAAGUGGCAGAAAACAAAAAACUAGAAUCCAAACUUGACUAUAAACCUGUAUAGAUAAUACAAAUACUUGACUAUAAACCUGUAUAGAUAAUACAAAUACCUUGUAAUACCUUGUGUGACUACAGACAGUGACUUGAGAGAUAAAGUUAAGGCUCUUUUGGGAUAUGGCCCCGUCGGGAUAAAGAUAUGGCGAUAUUAAGAUAAAAUUAUGGCUGAGUUGUGGUAAAGCAGUAUGACUGUUGAGAAAAUCCUUGACUCUGUUGAAACAAAGCUAUACCUGUUUGAUUGAUAAUAUAUUGUCUGUUGAUGUAAAGCAAUAUGACUCUUGAGAUAAAGCAGUAUAGCUGUUGAGAUAAAGCUAUGGCUUUGUUGAAAUAAAGCUAUGACAUUUGAUAAAUAUAUAGCUCUGUUCAUUAUGAUAUUACUCUGUUGAUAUAAAGCUAUAUGACACUAUUGAGAUAAAGCAGUGUGACUGUUGA